AUGUCAUACGAAAAAUUACCAUUAGAUGAAUUUUAUAAAACAAUUGAUGAAUUAAAACCUCAAUUUAUUCAAAGAUUAAAGAAAGCAAUUGCAAUUCCUUCAGUUUCUUCAGAUGAAAAUUUAAGACCAAAAGUGGUUGAUAUGGCUCAUUUUUUAGUUGAUGAAUUAAAAGCGUUGGGAGCUCAAGAUAUUCAAUUAAAAGAGUUAGGUGUUCAACCACCUCCAGUUUCAAAUCCAAAUAUCAAAUUACCUCCCAUUGUUCUUGGUAGAUUUGGUAAUGAUUCAAAUAAAAAGACAAUUCUAGUUUAUGGUCAUUAUGAUGUUCAACCUGCUGCAAAAGAAGAUGGAUGGGCUACUGAACCAUUUGAAAUGUAUCAUGAUAAAUCUAAAGAUAUUUUAUAUGGUAGAGGUACAACUGAUGAUAAAGGACCUGUUAUUGGUUGGUUAAAUGUUAUUGAAGCUCAUAAAAAAUUGAAUUUAGAAUUACCAGUUAAUUUAUUAGUUUGUUUUGAAGGCAUGGAAGAAAGUGGUUCAUUAGGUUUAGAUGAAUUAGUUGCAAAAGAAGCUAAUGAAUAUUUUAAAAAUGUUGAUCAAGUUACAAUUAGUGAUAAUUAUUGGUUAGGUACUACAAAACCAGUUUUAACUUAUGGUUUAAGAGGUUGUAAUUAUUAUCAAAUUAUAAUUGAAGGUCCUGGUGCUGAUUUACAUUCUGGUAUAUUUGGUGGUAUUAUUGCAGAACCAAUGACAGAUUUAAUCAAUGUUAUGAGUAAAUUAGUUGAUUCACAAGGUAAAAUACAAAUUCCUGGUGUUUAUGAUAUGGUUGCGCCUUUAACUAAAGAAGAAGAUGGAUUAUAUGAUGAUAUAGCAUUUUCAGUUGAAGAAUUAAACGCAGCUUCAGGCUCAAAAACUUCAUUACAUAAUAAUAAAAAAGAUAUUUUAAAACAUAGAUGGAGAUUUCCAAGUUUAUCAUUACAUGGUAUUGAAGGUGCAUUUUCAGGUUCAGGAGCUAAAACAGUUAUUCCUGCUAGAGUUGUAGGUAAAUUUUCAAUUAGAACUGUACCAAAUAUUGAAAGUGGAAAACUUGAUCAAUUAGUUUUUGAUUUUAUUACUAAAGAAUUUGAAAAAUUACAAAGUCCAAAUAAAUUUAAAGUUGAAUUGAUUCAUGAUGGUAAUUAUUGGGUUUCUGAUCCUUUUAAUUCAGCUUUUCAGGCAGCUUCAAAAGCAACACAAGAUGUUUGGAAUGUUGUACCAGAUUUUACAAGAGAAGGUGGUUCAAUUCCAAUUACAUUGACUUUUGAAAAAGAAUUGGGUGUUGAUGUUUUAUUAUUACCAAUGGGUAGAGGUGAUGAUGGUGCACAUUCAAUUAAUGAGAAAUUAGAUAUAAGUAAUUAUAUUCAAGGUUGUAAAACAUUGGGUGGAUUUUUACAUUACUAUUCUAAAACAUAA
Messenger RNA from Insectozyma verbasci, 1446 nucleotides. NCBI's taxonomy places the organism in Eukaryota, Fungi, Ascomycota, Pichiomycetes, Serinales, Debaryomycetaceae. The record is from the annotation of a GenBank genome assembly.